AUCUGCUUCUUGCCUUCUUCUACAGAAGAGUACGGACGAAUCGGAGAGCAAUGGAGUUCUUCGACGAAGACAGGCCUAGAUUCGUCUUCCAAUCACGUCCAUCCUCUUCUCGCAAGACGGAGGAGGAUGAUCCCAAAACCUCCAACAAGAUCUUUAUCUCAAUCUCCGUCACUAUCGCUCUCCUCAUUUUAUCACUCUCAUUCUUCUACUUCGAAUCCGAACCUUCCAAAUCGCUCCUCUUAUGGCUUUCCAUCUCCUUCCUCGUCGGUCCUUUCGCGCCUUCUUCGCUCACUGGUGGUAAGAUUCGCGUCGGUUAUGGCCAGAUAAUUGAGCCAGAACAGAUCCACGGCGGUGAGCUGUCGACUGAUAACGAGCGCGAAUCGAGGAGGAAAUCGGUGAAUAAGCGAUCUAAUAAGGGGACGAAGAACGAUAAUCCGCCGGAAAAUCCUUCUCCGGCGACGGAAGUUUCGAGAAAAGUGGAUCGAGGUGGGAUUCCACAAACUAAUGAGAAUGGAUCUGUGAAGGAAACCAAGGAUUGGACUGAAGAAGAGAUCGAGGUUUUGAAGAAGCAGCUGAUAAAGCAUCCCGCCGGUAAGCCUGGGAGGUGGGAAGCGGUUGCUGCGGCGUUCGGGGGAAGAUACAGGACGGAGAAUGUGAUCAAGAAAGCGAAAGAGAUCGGAGAGAAGAAAAUCUACGAGAGUGACGAUUAUGCUCAGUUUCUGAAGAAUAGGAAAGCUUCGGAUCCUAGAUUGGGUGAAGAAGAAGAUGAGAACUCUGGAGCUGGCGGAGAUGACGAAGCUAAUAAGGAGAGUUGGAGUAAUGGAGAAGACAUUGCACUGCUCAGUGCUCUAAAAGCUUUUCCAAAGGAAGCAGCUAUGAGAUGGGAAAAGAUAGCAGCUGCAGUUCCUGGGAAGUCGAAGGCAGCUUGUAUGAAGAGAGUUACAGAGCUUAAGAAAGGGUUUAGGAGCUCAAAAUCUGGAGCAAAUUAGCUAUAAGGAGAAUCCGAUGAGGAAUUACUGACACGAACCGGUUAAUGCAGGGAAAUCUGGUCAGAUUACGGCGAGAAUCAGGAGAGGAAGAACAGGUUUUGUUGUUGCUACUUGAGUUUAUAACUUGAAGUCCUAGAAGUAAUCAAAGAUUUCCGCAGGAAGUUUCGUUAGAGACAGGCAAAAGGGAAUAUCACUCACUAUGCCAAAGAAACUAACAUAGAUUUAUUUCUUCUUCACUUCAAGCUUUGGUUCAUAUUACAAGACUUGGUCAUCUGUGUACCAAAAGUUACCUUUUUAGUAUAAAUAUACCAUCAAUAUUCUUAACCCAAAAUAGCAUUUUCAUAUAUAACUUUUUAAGAGGUAUUGAUGAAUCAACUAUUUUUAUUAAUA
Eutrema salsugineum is the source of this 1379-nucleotide messenger RNA. Its product is annotated as transcription factor MAMYB. Gene Ontology annotation, biological process: 'de novo' cotranslational protein folding; regulation of translational fidelity. The transcript has 2 exons. Bases 51 to 989 code for a protein of 312 amino acids. Gene Ontology annotation, molecular function: Hsp70 protein binding; ribosome binding. The record is from RefSeq and is a predicted model, not a curated record. NCBI's taxonomy places the organism in Eukaryota, Viridiplantae, Streptophyta, Magnoliopsida, Brassicales, Brassicaceae. Gene Ontology annotation, cellular component: cytosol.